Sclerotinia trifoliorum is the source of this 1723-nucleotide messenger RNA. The record is from the annotation of a GenBank genome assembly. NCBI's taxonomy places the organism in Eukaryota, Fungi, Ascomycota, Leotiomycetes, Helotiales, Sclerotiniaceae.
AAACAUUUCAUCUUGUAUGUGCCACUUCAAAGUUCUUGGUCUUCUAUUGAGGAGAUCUUCGAUGUUCGGUGAAAAAAAGUAUAAGUAAUUCAUGAUAUUCCAUCGAAAAUCUUCCUUUUCCUUGAUUUCUUAUUCAUUUUCAUCUUCUCAUUUACAUGUUCUCAUUCCAAUUCCACGGUCGCAUCAUUCAUUAUUUCAUCCUACUACCAUAAUUUCACCUCCAUAUAUCAUACCUUCCAUAAUAAAACCCUUCCAUCAACUCAUCAUGCCUCGUCUUAAACGCCCAAUUGAACGAGAUGAGAAUGUCGAAGCAAUUGACUGGAGUCAAUGUCUAGUCACCCAAUUAAAAGCCGAGCUUGAACGUCGCCAACUUCCCAAAACUGGCAAGAAAGCAGACUUGAUAGCACGUCUUCGGGCGUCCGGUGAUGGAACAUUGAUCACUGAACCCGAUGCUCCUAUUAUUCCCAACCUCUCUGUUGAAGCUGGCCCUUCUACCACUUCUGAUGCACCACCCAAGAAAAAGAGAGCUAAGAGGGAAAAGAGUCCAGAUGUUGUGAUUGAAGGUCAACUUGCUUCCGAAGUUAUCAUUUACCAGAAUAUUGAUACACGUACGGGAGAGAGACGUGAGAGAGACUUUAUUCCUGAGCCUGAUGCCAAGUUUAAGGAUAAGGUUAAGCGGAUUCGAAAGGAGCGGAUGUUUAUGUUGAAUAGACAGAGAGUUGUUGAUGCAAAAGGAAGAGAACGUGAGGAUUUCGAUAUUGCUGGUAGUACUGGUAAUAUUUAUCAAACCAAGAUUGGACGUUCCCCUAGUUGUACUUGUAUGGAUGCAGUAAGUGAUUUACUCUCUUUCCUUGCUUCAUUUUUUGCUGACAAGAAACCAGAGAACUCGUGGUCAGAAAUGCAAGCAUAUCAAUUGUAAGUAUUUUCAAACUCCAUGUCGCGUCCAGUACUAAUUCAAUAUAGAUGCAUUAAUCAUCAUCUACAAAGCACCAAUGCAUCUCUGCUAUCAACAAGCAUUCCUAUCUCAUGAACUCGAAUACAUCUGGUCUAACGCGCCGGUCACACGCGCCCCUGAUGGACAUGACCACAACGAGCCUGAAGAUGAAACUAUCUACAAUGGCAAACGCAAACCUAUCGAAAGCGAAUGUCCUAUCUGUGUCUUUGAAAUGGAUCCCGCUACUGAAGAGAUUGUUUGGUGUAAAGCAGCUUGUGGUCAAAAUUUCCACAAAGAUUGUUUUACUCAAUGGAAAGCUAGCAGGCGAGGUGGACUCGUUACUUGUGUUUAUUGUCGUACUCCAUGGCAAGAAGAUGAUGUUGCUCCUAGACCUGUUCCGGGUAGUUUGGCUGCACUAAAGGAUACGGCACCUAAAGUUGGUAGUUACAAGAAUAUUGGUCACAUGGGUAUGUAUUCUGAAGCUGCGGCGGAGGAGUAAUGGAUGGAUGAAUACUGCUUUAAACUGCCGUUUUAAAAUGGAGAGAGCAACGGAACUGCAAUGUGCAUGGAGAAUACUCAUAGCUGGAAUGUUUCAGGGCGUUGCUUCAAGGUUCACAACACAAAUAUUACGAUAUCACGACAUCCCUUUCUUUUUUCCACACGAAUUUAACGAAGAGUGGGAGAGAGCGAGAUGAUAUACCCAUUUUCUUCUAUCUGCUGUGUGUAUGUAGCGCUUCUUAGAUCUAACAUUCGCUGAAUUAAGAAUUUCACCCUUUUCAACUAGCUAUU